CCCCGGACCUCUCAGAGGGGAGCAUCAUUGUUACGACGGGUCGCUGGGAUGGGAACGACAAAACCCAUCCCCCGCCGCCGUGCAGGCAAACGGCUGGGGAACCUGGGCUUACCCGCCGAGAUCCCAGAGAAUUGGGACACGGCGGCAUUUAACAAAGACAUAUCAGAGCUGGCCAACGGUUGUGUCGAUCACUCAGCAGCACAUCGACCAGCUAUGACGUACAAUGCGCCGUGGAGACCCAUUCACAAGUCUCGGGCUCCCAGCCACCGCCGCGCCGCGCCGGCCCUGGGCCCUCUCGGGGGAGUUGCAUUGUCAGCGAGGGCCAUCGACGGCGCUGACACGCUCCGCGCGCCACGCCGUCCGCGGGGAAAGGGGCAACCGAGCCCCGUGGACAUGAACGCGGCGGUGGCGGCGGCGAAAUGGCGACCGGAAAAUUAG
Gryllus bimaculatus (two-spotted cricket) is the source of this 438-nucleotide messenger RNA. The record is from the annotation of a GenBank genome assembly. Lineage: Eukaryota; Metazoa; Arthropoda; Insecta; Orthoptera; Gryllidae.